Clarias gariepinus (North African catfish) is the source of this 1928-nucleotide messenger RNA. RefSeq names its product sushi-repeat containing protein X-linked (gene srpx). Lineage: Eukaryota; Metazoa; Chordata; Actinopteri; Siluriformes; Clariidae. The coding region runs from base 54 to 1400 and encodes 448 amino acids. The transcript has 10 exons. The record is from RefSeq and is a predicted model, not a curated record.
AGAAGGAGGAAGAAUGCGACCGCGUCUCAAGCAACUCAUGCACAUUUUUAAACAUGACCAGCUGGCUGAGAGCGUGUGUUCUCGUGGGACUUCAGGUCGCCUGCUGCCUCGCGUAUGACGGGUCAGGAUACUGGUCUUACUCUGACGAUGAGGAUGUAAGAUAUACAGGUGUGCCAUGGUGUGCUCCAGUCAAAGUCAAGCAUGGGCAGGCGAGCUGCCAUACGCCACGUGGUGAGCAUUAUAAGAACGUGCUGGGAGCCCGCUGUAGGAUCCACUGCAAGAGAGGCUAUGAGCUUGAGGGCAGCAGUGAGAUACUCUGCAUGGCCAGCAAACAGUGGUCAGGAAAAUUCUCCUGCAGAGAGGUCCGCUGUCCACCACUGGCCAUGCCAUCUAACGGUGGAUUUAAAUGUUCAGACGGUUCGUACUACAACUCCAACUGCCAGUUCUUCUGUUCACCAGGAUACACACUCCGUGGAAAUCAGCGGAUCACCUGCCAAAGCAGCAAAACAUGGAGCGGUGGUCAGAGUGUGUGUCUGGAUCUGGAUCCUCCAGUCAUUAAGUGUCCAAAUGUGAAGGAGAAGACAGCUGAGCCAGGAAAAGUGACUGCAAAAGUGACAUGGGAUACACCAGAGGGGAAAGACACAGCAGAUGGCAUACUCACAGAUGUAAUACUAAAGGGAAAGCCUCCAGGAACAUACUUUACAGAGGGAAACCAUAAACUAUCGUACACUGUAUUCGACCGGGCUGGAAACAAGGCUACCUGUAAAUUCAACAUCAGAGUAAAAGUCCGCCGCUGCAGUCCCCUGUCAGUGCCGGAAAAUGGCUGGAUGAAGUGUGACAGUGCUGGUGAUAAUUAUGGGGCGACAUGUGAUUUCCGCUGCAUGGGAGGUUUUGAGUUGAGAGGCAGCGCUGCCCGAGUUUGCCAGUUAAACAUGGAAUGGUCUGGCCCUGAAACCAGCUGUGCACCCAUGAGCAUUAAUGUUGGAGUGCGAUCUGCUAAUCAACUACUGGACCAGUUCUAUGAGAAACGACGUCUGCUUAUAAUCUCCACCCCCACAGCGGCCAACCAUUACUACAGAUUCCAAAUGACUAAUUUACAGCAAGGACAAUGUGGUUUGGACUUAAGGCAUGUGACUGUGAUUGAGCUAGUGGGAAGGUUUCCAGCUCAAAUAGGACGCAUUAGAUACCAAAUCUUCCCCCCAGGUCUGGUCCUACAGCUCAGAAUGCUCCUUCAGCUGUCUCAGAACUCAUUUAAUCUGGUGCUGCUGGACAAACAGGGAGUAGACAAACAGCGCUACACAUACCCAGUCACAGCAGCAGAGAUCUUCAGCAUCAUCGACACCUUCCCACUGCGCACUGAAGAGGCGCUUCUGCAGAAAGAAGCAGGUCAUGGCUGCUAGACAACUAGACCACACACACACACACACACACACACACACAAUGCAUGUGGGAGUUUUCAUAUACCUAUUUGUGAUUGUUGGAUGCUCUAGUAAUUUUGUGCCAAUAUAUAAAUAUUAUUGUGUCAAUAUUUAUAUUAUUCUGUCAUAAUAUAUAUAUUAAAUUUACUCAGUCCAAUUGAAACUAUUUACUUGCCUUAAAGAAAUUAACAUGUCCAUUUUAAUAUCUCUGAAAUGUCAAAAUUCCAAUGUGUGAUGUUACUGUAAGCUUGGCAACUAAAUCCACAAAAUAAAUGUUAAUUUCAUUAAUGUUAUAUGAUUGCAUAUAUGUACUUUUUAUUGUAAGCAGUUUUUUUAUGAAACCGAACCAAAAUACCCCAUACCUCUAAAAUAUAAACAUAUUUAUGUACAAAAACUAGAAAUGCUUUUAUUUAUAAAGUUGGUGCUCUAAAUAGCUCACAUAGUAGUUUUAAGCAUGGUGGGCUUAAAAAACAAAUAAAAUAGUCUAUGUACACCCACUGUAUGUGUUUU